Molecule: messenger RNA, 1043 nt
Organism: Alligator mississippiensis (American alligator)
Lineage: Eukaryota; Metazoa; Chordata; Crocodylia; Alligatoridae
Product: acidic leucine-rich nuclear phosphoprotein 32 family member E-like
Exons: 6
Coding region: 246-818 (190 amino acids)
Biological process (GO): regulation of apoptotic process
Cellular component (GO): nucleus
Molecular function (GO): histone binding; phosphatase inhibitor activity
Source: RefSeq, a predicted model, not a curated record
GCUGCUGCGGGCAUCUGUUCUCGUUGUUCGGCUGAUUUUCGGGGAAUUAGGAACUUGCUUUUCUUUUCCGCCUCCCCCUUUUUCCUUGGGUGAUCUCCGAGUCUGGGUCCUCCCCCGCGAUGCGCCCGCCAUCAGUUUCUCGGUUGUGUUUGGGGGUGACAGAGUUAGUGCUUGAUAACUGCUGAUCCAGCAAUGGCGAAAUUGAAGGUCUGAAUGACUCCUUUAGAGAGCUGGAGUUUCUCAGCAUGGCCAACGUAGAGCUGACAUCCCUGGCCAAGCUCCCCACCUUGAGUAAGCUCCGAAAGCUGGAAUUGAGCGACGACGUCAUUUCGGGAGGCCUAGAGGUCCUGGCAGGAAGAUGUCCAAAUCUCACACCUCUAAAUCUAAGUGGCAACAAAAUCAAAGAUCUCAGCACUGUGGAAGCCCUUCAAAAUCUCAAAAACUUGAAGAGCCUGGACUUGUUCAACUGUGAUGUCACAAACCUGGAGGAUUACAGGGAAAGCGUUUUUGAGCUGCUUCAACAGAUCGCCUACCUAGAUGGGUUUGAUCAGAAAGAUAAUGAGGCCCCUGACUCGGAAGACGAGGAUGAUGAAGAAGGGGAUGAGGAGGAUGAAGAAGAUGAAGAUGAAGCUGGUCCACCAGGAGAAUACGAAGAAGAUGAAGAUGAUGCGGGUUCAGAUUUGGGGGAGGGUGAAGAGGAGGAAGAAGUUGGUCUUUUAUACCUGAUGAUGAAGGAGAUCCAGGAUGAAGAUGAUGAUGACGAUUACGUCGAAGAAGGUGGCGAUGAGGGGGAAGAAGGCAGGUUCUGCAAAGCGUGAAAGCUGUUUGUUUUGUUUUUUUAAACAACAUGUCCAUUCUUUUGGCAUCUGUAAAUUAGCAAAUCUCAGCUCGCUGCCAUUGUCAGCUUAUGGCACAUCUGUUCAGCUCAUCUGUUUAACACCACGUAACCCUUGGAUGAAAUGGGCAAAAAAAAUCUUUUACGUUUAAAGGUGUACUUGGUAGUCCUGUUUGUCUGAGACAUAAAGACAUACCAAAAACUAGAA